Molecule: messenger RNA, 1244 nt
Organism: Vicia villosa (hairy vetch)
Lineage: Eukaryota; Viridiplantae; Streptophyta; Magnoliopsida; Fabales; Fabaceae
Product: glutathione S-transferase-like
Exons: 3
Coding region: 291-953 (220 amino acids)
Cellular component (GO): cytoplasm
Molecular function (GO): glutathione binding; glutathione transferase activity
Source: RefSeq, a predicted model, not a curated record
GUAUCGGUCUGUUUAAUGAGAGUUUAAGGGAAAUUAGUGGAUAUUUUAAAACUAUAGAUACUGUUUUUAGAGAAUUUAUACAAAUGACCAACUUUAGGGGAAGAAUAAAUUUUUUUGGUUAAAGUAAAGGCAAAUUCAAUUGGGCAUGCAUAUAUAGACACUGACUGCAUUAUGAAGUGGUCCCCACGAACCUAAUCUACAGCAAGUUUUCCUUUAUUUCCUUCAAGAGAGCAAGCAAAGAGGUAUUGUAUUGCAUUUGAGUGAAAGUGUAGAACAAGAGAAGGCCAGAAAUGGCAACUCCAGUGAAAGUGUACGGACCAGCCUUUUCUCCCACGGUCUCCAGAGUGUUGACAUGUCUGAACGAGAAAGACAUUCAAUUCCAACUGGUUCCUGUCAACAUGUCCAAAGGAGAACACCGAAGCCCUAAUUUCCUCAAAAUCCAUCCUUUUGCCCAAGUACCUGCAUUUCAGGAUGACGACAUUACCCUCUUCGAAUCUAGAGCGAUAUGCCGGUAUGUUUGUGAGAAACACAUAGAGAAAGGAAACAGGGAACUGUACGGUACAAACCCACUGGCAAAAGCAUCUAUAGAUCAAUGGUUGGAAGCUGAAGGACAAAGCUUCAACCCACCCUCAUCAACUCUGGUGUUUCAGCUUGCCUUCGCUCCUAGAAUGAACGUGAAGCAAGACGAAGGAGUAAUCAAUCAGAGUAAAGAAAAGCUCAAGAGAGUGCUCGAUGUGUACGAUAGGAAGCUUGGGGAAACUCGAUACUUGGCUGGUGAUGAAUUCACACUCGCAGAUCUUUCUCAUCUUCCUAAUAUUCAUUACUUGGUGGGUACUGACGAUGAUACGGCUUCUCUGUUUACUUCGGAGAGAGAGAAUGUGACGAGGUGGUGGACGGAGAUAUCCACGCGUGAGUCGUGGAAAAAGGUUGUGGAUUUGUACCCAAAACCUUGAUACAUUCGCGUAUGUCACAUGCGCUAACAGACUUCAGAUCAGCAGAUUACUAUAAUAUGCUUUCUUUACUUUAUAUUUUCCAUUUCCAGUGUGAUUGCUGACACACCUCCUUUAAUUGUAUGAUGAAAAUGUACUAUUCUAGUGAUAUCUAGGAUGCUAAAUUAUCAAACUUCCAAUGUCUUAAAGCAUGCCACUCCGAGUGAACAAUCUAGGAAGCCAGCCAAUAAAUUGCUAAGUGCUUAUGUAAUUCUGCCAUAAUAAAAAGGACUUUACCAGCGUCGCCUACUAUAA